Messenger RNA from Diatraea saccharalis (sugarcane borer), 3707 nucleotides. The record is from the annotation of a GenBank genome assembly. Lineage: Eukaryota; Metazoa; Arthropoda; Insecta; Lepidoptera; Crambidae.
AUUUACGAUAUAAUUAAAACUUGACGCUCACAAAUCAAGUUUUAACGAUUAUAUUGAUACAAACAAUACUGUGCUCUAUCACCAGGCGUUAGAGGCGGAAGCUCUACAGCACAGCGAGGAGCUGGCCGCCGCAGAACGCGCGAGACGUCAAGCCGAAGCAGAACGAGACGAUCUACUCGACGAACUGAACAACACAUCCGCCAAGAGCACACUUCUCGUAGACGAGAAGAAGCGUCUGGAGGCGCGGAUAGCGGCCCUCGAGGAGGAUCUGGAUGAGGAACAGUCCAACAAUGAAUUGCUCAACGACAGACUCAGGAAAUCACAGAAUCAAAUCGACCAAGUGACGAUGGAAUUGGGUACGGAGAAGGCGGCCACACAGAAGUUGGAGAGCAGCAAGCUCGUGCUGGAGAGGCAGAACAAGGAGCUGAAGGCGAAGCUGGCUGAAUUGGAGACGGCCACCCGCACCAAGACCAAGGGCAUGAUCACGUCGCUGGAGCUGAAGGUGGGCAACCUGGAGGAGCAGCUGGAGGCGGAGUCGCGCGAGCGCCUGGCGCAGCAGAAGGCCUCGCGCAAGCUCGACAAGAAGAUGAAGGAGCUCGCGCUGCAACUGGACGAGGAGCGCCGCCACGCCGACCAGUACAAGGAGCAGAUCGAGAAGAUGAACGUGCGCGUGAAAGCUCUGAAGAGGCAGCUGGACGAGGCGGAGGAGGAGGUGCAGAGGGAGAAGGUCGGCAAACGCAAGGCGCAACGCGAACUGGAGGACAUGCUCGAGACGCACGAGCAACUGGCCAGGGAGUGCAACAAUCUGCGCAACAAACUCCGGCCUUCUCUGUCUGACGUCGAUAGCGACUAAGCGGCACCAACCGGCGGAAAACGGCAGGGCGGCGGCAUCGGGCUGUCGAGCGCGUCGUCCUCCUCCCGCAUGAAGCGCACGUCGCUCGCGCCCGGCGCCGGCGCCGGAUCCGGCGACGAGUCCUUCGACGACGUCAACGACACCACCAACAGCGUCGAGUGACGUCACCACCACCACCACGCGACACCGACUCAUUACCCACGUUACAAUACACGCGCACGCCCCGCCUUUGUAUCUGUCUAAGUAUUCUUUUGUCUAUGGUUUUGCCGAGUCUUUCUCAGCUGUUGUUCCGAUUGAUUUUUAUCUAUUAAUAUUUCGAUGUUAUGAAAAUUAUGUAUGUUUUAUUAUUCACUAUUUAGAGAGCGUGUUCCGAUAUUGAAGUGCCAAUUUUUCUAAUGGAGCUCUUAUCUUUAUUUAUGCAGAAAAUUGUGAGAUGUAUUACUUUUUCCUUCUGAUUUCGUAAAAUGUUUCUAUUGAUAUUUAUAAAUUACGACGUUAUUAAUGGUAGAAAUUAUAAAUGAAUUAGUAUAUUUAAAAAAAUGGCAAAUUCAUUGGUAAAAGAUCUCGUUCGAACGGCUAAUCAGUGCGGCAGCAGAAGUUCUAUUAUUUUAUACCAACAAGAAUACAAAAGCCAGUAGCUAUCAUUAUUAUAUAAAGGAAACUGUUGCGUCUUCGCUAAUGAGCCGCCUCGAACAUUAAUAUAAAACAUAUUGCGACUGUAUUCGUUGAAGUUAUGAUUCGUUAAACAAACCAUAUUUGGCGCAUUUGCGUUUACAACACUCGAGUGUUCUAUUCCAAGGCAGUAAAAUUCUUUUUCAUCUUAAUAUUUUUCUCACAAACUACUUUACAGAAGACAGUCGUGAUAUAGUAUUUUCUUAUUACAUUAAUCGUCAAGUUACAAAUAUAAAAAAGUUUAAAAAUUGAUAAGUUAACGUUUCUCGCUUUGCAUCGGCCAAAAUGAUUAAAUCUUUAGACUAAGAUUCAUAUGUGAAAGUUCGAGGCCCCUUAAAAUAUAUAAUUGCUAAAUAAGAUAUAAGAGCAAACGAUUCAGUUUCACCAUCCAUUUGAAUGGCUCGUAUUUGACAUUUGUAAUGGAUUCAGGUCGCUGAAGAAGUACUCUUGUUACCGCUAAGUAUAAUAAUUUCAUAUUACUUUUAUUAUUUCAUAAUAUUCUUUUCUGUAAUGUUUAUCGUGUGAGUAUUUCUUCAAUGAACCAUGUUAUACGUCAUAGGCUCGUGCUGAUAUGGUAUUGUGUAAUGCGGUGGUGACUUAAAAGUUGUAUAAAAAUGGACUUUGGCUCACUCAUUAGUAGGUUUAAAAUGUUUAUUGCAAUUGUAUAUGUAUAAUGAACAUGUUGUUUGUUGGAACACCGUUAUAAUCUUGGUUUACUCGGAUAUUGGUAUGAUUUUUAUUUAUAUCUAAUAAUACAUCGGUCGUGUUAAGAUUAUCGUAAUGUGAUUUGUAUUGAACCGUGUUUGUUAUAAAAUAAAUUUUUUAUUUAGUAUCAGCCGCUUUGAGAGUUGUCAAAUAAAAUUUGUGAGCGAACGAAUGUAUUUUGAUAUUGUAAUCGUUUUAACAUUUUUGUAAUAAUCGUCGUUUGAUAUUUUUUUAUUAGCGUCUAAUAAAUAUUCCGUGUACAUGUUUGAUAUAACGACAGGUGCUCAAACUUUUUAAUUAUUGCAUUUGUCAGUCGCAACACCAAUAGUAUCGGGUAAUUGAUGAAUAUAAUUGGAGCUGUAUCGCGAGCCAGUAUUAAUAACGAAACAUUCCUAACAAUGGAGAGUUUUACAUUUUACCAGGACAUAGUCUCGAAAGGGUAAAAUAAUAAAUUACUCAUUGGGUGAUAUUGUAAUGAAAUUUUUUGAUAAAAAGUAAAUUUAUUAACAUAAUCGUGGCAAAAUAGGUCCGUUACAAGUUGAUUUAAUUUUUGCAUUUAAAGCGACUGAAUGGUGAAGACUGUAUUUGCGACGAUACGAACGACUUCCCCCCCACCACCCCUCCCGUUCACGACGUAUUUUUUCGCCGAUAUAUGUUGUCUCACUCGCUCCCACGUCGGUGACAGUGCGAGCAAUACCAACAUGUAAAUAUGAAUCAGUGUCGGUCACUGAACGCUUUGUUGCCAUACAAAAUGUAAUGAUAGUUGUUAAGUAAGGACAUGUAAGCUUCGGUGUAGAGGAUGCGGGACAGAGCGUGUACGAACGAGUGCGUGUCUCUCGGAUUAACGAUAAAUCAGUACAAAUUCGUUGUAACUAGUGUACGGUGGCGGCAUCUCGUACGCUCCGCCCCGCGAUCCUCGCUUUUGUUUUUAAACGUAUCAUUUCAUCUGUCCACCCCCAAAUCUGUACUCUCGCUAUUUCAACAACUUCGCAUGUGUAAAUACACCUUGGAGGUGGUUCAUGUAAAUUUUGUUUACAUUAUUAUAACGAAAAUGGUAUUAUUCUCUAUCGCCAGACGGAAGGUAUCGAAGGGCUAGAAUAUGGCUUGCUUUAUUCUAGACUUAGGUAAAACUCGUAGUAAUAAAGCGUGGCCUUAGUUUUAUAUUAUGGACUUGUGUGUAUCUAACGUUUCUGUCUUUGUGCCGAAGGCCUAAAAAGUAAAAAAAAAAAACACUGCAUCUUGUACGAACAUUUUUUUUUAUGAAUAUUUACCAAGUCUAAUUAUUAUAAUGACCUCUUUUUAGUUAUAUAGUUUUUCUGAAUAAUAAUAUAAAAUUUAAAUGUAAGUAAACCAGCAUAAACCUAUUUUACAUAAAUAUUAUAUUUAAUUAUUAACAAUAUUGAUAAUUGUAAAAUUGGCCAUAGGUUGUAACAAGUUAUCAGUUGGUAUGCCAAUUAAACAAUUUUUCAUGAUUUUU